Messenger RNA from Pecten maximus, 1985 nucleotides. Its product is annotated as protein LZIC-like. The transcript is spliced from 6 exons. The record is from RefSeq and is a predicted model, not a curated record. The coding region runs from base 163 to 735 and encodes 190 amino acids. Gene Ontology annotation, molecular function: beta-catenin binding. Lineage: Eukaryota; Metazoa; Mollusca; Bivalvia; Pectinida; Pectinidae.
GAAUUAGUUGUGUGAGACCUUAAAAACAAGCUUGACUAUGAUUAAGAGUUAUUCCCCUUGUACGACCUCUCUAGACUAACUCGCGAGCUGUCAACUUUGGACCGAUUCGGAUUCAACUUUCUACACAUUUAACAACACACAUGUAAAACAUAUAUAGUUGAGAUGGCAUCACGGGGAUCACAGGAAACUUCAAAACUGAGACACAAUUUAGAGGAACAGUUGGAACGACUAGUGCAGCAAUUAUCAGAUCUCGAGGAAUGCAAAGAUGAUUUUGAUGAGGAUGAGUAUGAGGAGACGAAGAAUGAAACGAUUGAACAGCUGAAAGAGUUUAAGGAGUCCUUAGAUAAAAUGGUUGAGGGCAACGUGAGCCUUGUGGAUGAGCUGAAUAGUAUGCAGCUGGCGAUACAAGCUGCUAUCAGUGAAGCCUUCAAAACACCAGAAGUAAUCAGGUUGUUUGCCAAGAAACAGCCAGGGCAGUUACGACAGCGUUUGUCAGAGAUUAGUCGUGAUGCUAAGAUAGGUAAAAUCCCGGCUGAUGUAGCGACAGCCCAAUCAGUGGAGAUUUUGACUGCGCUGAAAAAGCUUGGAGAGGAUUUGACUGCUACUGAGCAAGCCUACUUACAAUCUAAUUCAAGUGCCAGUCUUAAGGAGUUCGAACAAGUCUCAAGUGACCUUGCUACUGGUGACAAAUUAUUGGCGGUGGCUGGGUCGCAGGUUCAAAAGGCAAGCAAAUGAAGUUAUUGUGGAUGAUGUUUUAAGUAACUGUACAACUUGAAAACUUAUGUCUGAAACAACUCAAAUGGUGCUCUAAGAUACCAAAGUCAAUAUCUAACAGCUUGAUACUGCAAGUAUCUUGUGUAAAUGAUUUUAAGCCCUUGCCUUGUGAUAAGCCCAGCUAUAUCUACAGCUGUUCAGUUUAUAACCAGCAAAUCUUCAUUGGCCUGUGAUAAGCCCACCCCUGUCUUUGGGCCAGAGGUUAUAUAUUAAUAUAGCCCACUACGGCUUAUUUCAAGAUCAGCAGGACUUUUUGAUGAUCAUUUCGGACAAAACUGAAGAUUAUAAUCAGAAGGGUAAUGAAAGCUGUGUAAAACUUCUGCAUUAGAAUAACCAAUCGAGAAUGUUGAGAGUGAGACUGUCAAGUAAAAGAAUGAGAAAGUGAGACGAUCCCAUAAUUGUGAGAUAAGGAGUGAGAGUAAUAGUCUCAUUGAUAGAUGAGAGAAUGAUGAGCCCAUAAUUGAAAAGUAAGAGAGUUGAGAGUGAGAUAUAAAAGGGUUUAUUGUCAGUUUAAUUGGUAAACAAAGUAUUGUUCACUGAGACCCAACCCACAUUCUGUUUAAUAUUAUAUAUCUGUAUUAAGGUCAAGGAUUGAUGAUUGGUCUUUGUGCAAAGUUGUGGUACUGCCAGAAUAUUGGGUUUAUGUUUUAUGUAUGUAUUGAGAGAAAACAGAUGCAUUUAUUCAGAAAUACAAACCACAGGAAUUUGGCAAAAAUUCGCAAGCUCAAAAUCCAUAUACAUAUACAUGUUAAUGAAUACUACAAUAUUUUCUAUAUAUCAUUAAAUACAUAUAUAUUGUACAUGUAUAUACAUAUGGACUGUCGGGUUCAGAAGUAUGUCAUAAAGUAUUGUAUAAAAAUAUACAAAGCUGUAGCAUUUGUAAAAUUGAAACAGUCUAUCAGAAAAUUGCAAAUAUGUGAGGACGAUAAUUAAUGAUGUGAGGACGAUAAUUAAUGAUGUGAGGACGAUAAUUAAUGAUGAUCUUUGGUAAUAUCUACAUGUGUCAAAAAUUGAUUUCCUUUUAACUAAAUGAAUGUGUAUGGAAUGAAGAUGGUUGUGUAGAAUGUACAGGAAGUGUGUACUUAAAUGUAAUUGUUAUUGAAAUGAUUUGCAAUAAUUUUAUCAUGUCUCAUAAUUUAUCCUUUUUUUUGUCUUCAAUGUGUAUUCAACAUUUAUACAUCAUAUAUUUAAGAUUAAAUUUUGAAAUUGAC